Molecule: messenger RNA, 1270 nt
Organism: Nothobranchius furzeri (turquoise killifish)
Lineage: Eukaryota; Metazoa; Chordata; Actinopteri; Cyprinodontiformes; Nothobranchiidae
Gene: maip1
Product: matrix AAA peptidase interacting protein 1
Biological process (GO): protein insertion into mitochondrial inner membrane from matrix
Cellular component (GO): mitochondrial inner membrane
Molecular function (GO): ribosome binding
Source: RefSeq, a predicted model, not a curated record
AUGCUAGUGGUUUCAACCGGAAGAAGAAGGAGCAAGAUGGCGUUACCCUUGUUAAGAUGUUGCUCCAGGUUACAUUCAGUGUUUAGCUCUAAUCGGCUGAUUUUGAAUCAGAAUGUGACGCUGACUCGGUUCUGUAGAACCCGAGUGAUGGUUCUAACACCUGGACGUUUCUACAGCUCGGAUAAGGAGUAUGAGAAACGGCGGCAGAAGGUGGUGGUGGUCGGAAUCCCGAACCCGUUCAUCUGGAUCCGAACUCGUAUCUACUAUUUUCUAAUCAAAGCUUACUUUGACAAAGAGUUCAGCAUCGAGGAGUUCACAGAAGGAGCGAAGAGGGCAUUUUCUCACGUCUCCAGACUUCUGGCUCAGUGUCAGUUUGAGGCUCUGGAUGGACUCGUAGCUAAAGAUCUGAUUGGGAAGUUGGAGGAAAAGUGCAGCUUGUUGCCGUCCGAGUACAAGAAGGCUCUGUCUGCAGAUCCUGAUGAUAUCAUGUACACAACUCCAGGAGAUGUGGGAAUCUUCUACGAUGAAAAUGGGAGAAAGUUUGUCAGCAUCCUGAUGCGGUUCUGGUACCUGACGAGCGCUCAGGUUCCUGAUGACGGCCUGAAGGGAACUCGGACCUUCAAGGUGGCCAUUGGAGACGAAGAUGGAGAGGCGGAAACCAAAAGGCUUCUGACUGCAAUAUAUGAGUUUCAGAGGGAAUUCACUAAAGGAGUUCCUCCAGAGUGGACCAUUACAAGGGUAGAGCACUCCAAGCUUUUGGAUUAGGAGUUUGGAUUUGGAUUAUUUUUUGUAGGACAUAACUCCUUACUGGAUGUCCAGAGGGAAGAAACACAAGGCUCUGGAGGUUCUGGUACCAGAAUAAGUUUCAUCUCCUCUGGAUUAAGGUGACAGACUCCAGAUACUCACAGGCCCAUCUUUUAUAACUGUUCAAUGUUAUCUGCUUAAUACAGAUCAGAACCUGAAUUCUUCCGUUGCACAAUAACCCGAUUAGAGAGGUGACCCAGAUCGGCUACUGCACUGGAACAUCUGUGAAGUUCUAUCAGGAAGCCUUUUCCUGUGAGAACAUUUAGUUUUGUGGCUCUUUAGUUAGAAUUAAAUAUUUUAUUUCUUCAGCUGUUAAGGUGCUGCUUUUCAUUUGGGCCUUCACACACAUUUUAAUGUAUUUACUACCAACGACCUACAGUGCACACUUGUGUUGAUGAUUGUGAACGCUGCCUCAUGUGGCUGCAGCUGAUAAAUAAAGAUGUGCCUCAUGUUUGUAAAAUAUCAA